AUGAUCUUUUGUAAGGAUGACCCCAGAACGGCUUGCAAAUAUGGUGAAUCGUGCUAUCAGAAGAACCCUCAGCACCACAACAGAUUCAAGCACCCACCCAAGAGGAAACUGGAAUACACCGAAAGCGAAGCGGAAGAUCUAGUUCCUAAAGGGAAGAAGUGCAAAACAGAAGAUAAUGAAGAGAAUGAUUCUGACUCUGGAGACAAUUUUGAAGUUCCUUCCAUUGACAAAGAUGAUGAUAAAGCUGACACCAGUCAGCCAGAGGAAGAUGCAGCUGAGUCCCCUGUUCAUGAGUUGGAGGUAGCUGCCUCACCAGAAAAUGUGCGGGAGAGCAUUGAGCAGAAGUUUCUUUUGGAUAUGCCAGAUGAUUUCUUUGAUUUGUGGGACCUUUGCAAGACACUUAACAAAGAAAAACCUGAAGAAGCAUUCAUCAAAGCUGACUGUGAUAGCAGGAAGCGAGACGAAUAUCACAUAGGAUAUUAUCGAGAUGAUUGCUUCCUCUUACCAGCUUUUGUUGGUUCAAUGUCCUCUGUCAAGCCUGGCAGUAUUACCCUAAUGGGAGGGAACAUAUUUAGUGCUGUCAGCAUAUAUCUGUCACAGAGGAUGAAGGCUGAGAAUCCUUUCAAGAAAAUAACUCUGCAAAGAUUGCAACAAGAAGUGGAUAACUUUGCAAAGCUAAAGAAGCAUUCACUGGAGCAGAGACCAUCUUCUGUGCAAGAACGUUCUAAAAAGGUGGUCAGUAAGUGUUUCCAUGGAGCAGGCAUUGUGGUCCCAGUGCACAAUGAUGUUGGCUACAGGCCCAUCCCAGAAACGAAUGCCUGCUUGAAAAAGAUAUUCCAGAAAGUAGUGGAUGCCAAAUCAGAAGAAGAAAGAUUAAAACACUUUGAUGCAGUUCAAGAGCUCAUGACCAAUGUACAGUUUGCUUUUGAUGAAGGAGACUUUGGAAUGGGACUGGAGUUCGGUCACAAUAUGUUUACCUUUGGAGGAGAAGUAUUCCACAAAGCCAUCAGUCAUAUCUUAGGGGUUGCUUACGAAUUGCUUGGAAGAGAUGCCUUUGUUGACAUUUUACAGGCACAUUUGAAGAACAGACGUCGAGGAGUAACCUAA
Penaeus vannamei (Pacific white shrimp) is the source of this 1107-nucleotide messenger RNA. The record is from RefSeq and is a predicted model, not a curated record. Lineage: Eukaryota; Metazoa; Arthropoda; Malacostraca; Decapoda; Penaeidae.